GGCGGGCGGGCCGCGCUGCUCUGGAGAGGGCAGGCGGCGGGUCGGGUGCGGUAGCUGCAGGCUGGUCCGCCGGGGCCGGUACAGGCACCACCACCACCACUACCCCCGGCACUACCACCUCCUCGGCUGCCUCCCGGGGACCGGCUGAGCGCGCGGUCUCGGCCGUUUUUAUAUAGCUACAUUUGGGGUUUUUACGUUGUUUUUUGGGGGUGUGCGGAGCUGGCGGGCUGCGGGCUGCCGCUGCCCUGAGCGCGCCGGGGGGCCGGUCGGGGCCGCCGCCACCGCCGGGGCUCGGGCCGUUAUGCGCAGAGAUGGACUCCGUGGCUGCCCGUGCGUGGGAGGAUAGUGCCCGCUCGGCUCUGAGUCCCCGGGUGCUCCUCAGCGGGGCGGGGAGGUGUGUGUAGGAGAGGCGACCGUAGCACUGGAUUUUUAUUUAUCCUCCCCCCCACCCCCUCCAAUCUGUAUAUUUUUAGAGGUGUAGAUAGAUAGGGGUUCAGGUGUGUUGGUGGGGUUUUUUGUUCCCCUUUUGCCUAGAUUGGCUUGUUUGCCGCACCCCCCCCCCUUUUUUUUUUCGUGAGGUGGGAAACUGGGGUGUCUUAAUUUUUCUUUAGCUUAGUAGUGAAAUCGCAGCAGUUUCUGCCGCCUCCAGUGCGCUCGAGUGAGGAAAAUGGAGGCUGUGAUAGAGAAGGAAUGUAGUGCGCUUGGAGGGCUCUUCCAGACCAUCAUAAGCGACAUGAAGGGAAGUUAUCCAGUGUGGGAAGAUUUUAUAAAUAAAGCUGGAAAAUUGCAGUCUCAGCUUCGGACUACAGUAGUAGCAGCUGCUGCCUUUUUGGAUGCCUUUCAGAAAGUGGCUGACAUGGCUACUAAUACACGUGUUGGAUUCCAUGGAUUGUUAUGCUGUUUGAAGCUGCCUCAUUUCAACUUGGCAAGUGCUACUAAAGGUGGUACCAGAGAGAUUGGGUCUGCUCUCACCAGGAUGUGUAUGAGGCACAGAAGUAUAGAGUCCAAACUCCGGCAGUUCUCAAGUGCUUUAAUUGACUGUCUGAUAAACCCACUUCAAGAACAGAUGGAAGAGUGGAAGAAAGUGGCCAAUCAACUGGAUAAAGACCAUGCAAAAGAAUAUAAAAAAGCCCGCCAAGAGAUAAAAAAGAAAUCGUCUGACACACUGAAGCUACAGAAGAAAGCAAAGAAAGCUGAGGCUCUGGGACGGGGUGACAUUCAGCCCCAGUUGGAUAGUGCUUUACAAGAUGUCAAUGAUAAGUACCUGCUGCUUGAAGAAACCGAGAAGCAAGCUGUCAGAAAAGCUCUGAUUGAGGAGCGUGGUCGAUUCUGUACUUUCAUCUCGAUGCUGCGGCCUGUGAUAGAAGAAGAAAUAUCAAUGCUAGGGGAAAUAACCCAUUUACAAACCAUAUCAGAUGAUCUGAAAAGUCUCACCAUGGAUCCACACAAAUUGCCGUCUUCAAGUGAACAGGUAAUUUUAGAUUUGAAAGGUUCUGAUUACAGCUGGUCUUAUCAGACUCCUCCAUCCUCUCCCAGUACUACCAUGUCCAGAAAAUCUAGUGUUUGCAGCAGUCUGAACAGCGUUAACAGUAGUGAUUCCCGGUCCAGUGGCUCGCACUCGCACUCACCUAGUUCACACUAUCGCUAUCGCAGCUCCAAUCUGCCUCAGCAGGCACCCAUGAGGCUGUCCAGUGUGUCCUCCCAUGAUUCUGGAUUCAUGUCCCAGGAUGCUUUCCAGUCCAAAUCGCCAUCCCCCAUGCCACCAGAAGCACCUAACCAGAAUUCGUCCAGCUCUGCCUCUUCAGAAGCCUCUGAAACCUGCCAGUCAGUGAGCGAGUGCAGUUCCCCCACCUCAGUCAGCUCAGGCUCCACCAUGGGGGCUUGGGCCUCCACAGAUAAGUUGUCUAAUGGGUUUUAUCACUGUAGUUUAUCAAGUGACCCAUCCGUAGCUUCAGUUGGUGCAGGUCCUUUCCCUCAUUUCCCGCCUGUCUCCCGCGCGUGGACUCGGGCUCCCUCGGCCCUCCUUCCAGACUACGUUCAUUAUUACACCAUUGGGCCAGGCAUGUUACCAUCAUCUAAGAUCCCUAGCUGGAAGGACUGGGCCAAACCAGGUCCAUAUGAUCAGCCAAUGGUGAACACAUUGCAGCGUCGCAAAGAAAAGCGCGAACCAGAUCUCAAUGGAGGAGCUCAGAGCGGACCAGCCGUGCCCCCCGAGGAGGCCCAGAGACCUCGGAGCAUGACGGUGUCAGCUGCCACAAGGCAGGGUGAGGAGAUGGAGGCCUGCGAGGAACUGGCGCUCGCUCUGUCGAGGGGGCUGCAGCUGGACACCCAGAGGAGCAGUCGGGAUUCCUUGCAGUGCUCCAGUGGCUACAGCACCCAGACAACAACUCCGUGCUGUUCAGAGGACACAAUCCCAUCUCAAGUUUCAGAUUAUGAUUAUUUCUCUGUGAGUGGUGACCAGGAGGCAGAGCAACAAGAGUUUGACAAAUCUUCCACCAUCCCAAGAAACAGCGACAUUAGCCAGUCUUAUCGCAGAAUGUUUCAAACCAAGCGUCCUGCUUCCACCGCAGGUCUGCCAACCACGCUUGGACCAGUCAUCGUCACCCCCGGCGUUGCCACCAUCAGACGGACCCCUUCCACCAAGCCUUCAGUCAGGCGCGGUACCAUAGGGGGAGGUCCCAUUCCGAUCAAGACGCCAGUGAUUCCUGUCAAAACACCAACUGUCCCUGAUAUCCCAGGGGGACUGCCCGGCACCCUCGCUGGGACAGAAGAAUGUCCUGAGCAAAGUCCCGAAUCUCCAGCAGCAGGAGAUGGUGGUCAAGGUGUCACCAGCAUGCCCUCGUCGUGGAGCGGACAAGCAUCUGUCAACCCUCCGCCGUCAAGCCAGAAACUGAGUGCUGCCGACGAGCAGAGACAAGCAGUUCCCGAGAGUGAGGGGGAGGAAAGCGACCGGGAUGGUGUCGGCACCCUCACACCCGCAGGGCAGCCAGAGCUUGACCCCGGAGAGCUGAGUCCCGGGGACGUCCCGCAAGGUGAAGAUAUGCUGAACGCCAUUCGGCGUGGUGUCAAACUGAAGAAGACGACCACGAAUGAUCGCUCAGCACCUCGUAUUUCCUAGGAGUGGAGAAGCUGCCAGAGUACUAGCCGCCGAGGAGGAACUGUGAGAAAAUAAUUUGUCUCUAUCCAUUCCAAUCUGUAAUCAAUGAAUUUUUUAAGAUACUCGGUAACAGACAGUCUGAAAGUACUCUAAAAGAGAAAUCAAGGUGAAAGAGCGUAGUAAGACAUAAUUUUCACUGGUGUUUUAAUUUGUAAAUAUCAAUGAUUUUGUUUCUGCAUUUUUUUGAUCUAAGUUACACUUUUGAUUUUUUCUGAAGGUGCCAAAUCCCAUUUACCUUUUUUAUAACUCUGUUUGUAAAGUUUUAAAUCAUAGGAGAAAAAAAAAAUGUCGAGUAGGUAACUUCAGCAAAGGGAUUUAAUGAAAAUCUGGCUUUUUUGCAAGCUUUUGUAGAGCGCCUUGUAAUAGUGAGGUUAAAAAACAGAACAAAACAAUGGGACUUAUUUUAAAGUUUAAGUCAAGCUGUAAGGCACAGAUCCUCGUUUAAGUAUUAAAAAAAAAAGUUUGAAAAGCAGGAAUAAAAAUUGACAAUAAAAGCAAUACAUAAUGCAAGGAAGAAACCUGCAGUUGAUAGAGUAUUUGGGGGGUAGUGGGGGGAGGGAGAUGCCAUCAGAAUAGCAGAUGCUGUUGCACAAAAGUAGCCUAGUAGGAUUAAUUACUAGUAGCUUCAUGGUAAAUGCAUCAGAAUAAGCCAUAUUGGAUUGCAGUGUUUUGUUUCUGUAGGGUGUUUUAAAGACUGGGGUUUUUCCACAUCUCUUUUUUGACUGCACAGCAACAACUCUCAGUCACGUGCAUGCAGCCUUAACUGUGUAGGCUUGGUUCUUCGACCUUGACUUUUUGUUCCACUCAUCCUUUCACUGAAAACAAACAAGGACGACAGGCUUAAGGCAGUUACAAAUGUGAAAACAUUUUUAAAAUGCAAGCAGGGAGUUCUUAGAUAUUAUCAAAAUGCCUUUUUCUGACUGUGCCCAGCAGGCUGGGCACCUUGGAAAGCCCAAAUAUUUUGAGAAAACACUUAAAAAUUUGACAGGUGUAACCAGCUUGUGAUCUAAUAAACUGAGAAUGUUUCUUUCCAAUACAGGGGCUUGUUUUUCUUAACUUCUUUUAAAUGGCAGUUGAUUGGCUUUUCUUAAAUACCAAAAAGAAAGGGGCGAAGGGUGGGGGGUGGGGAGAUAUGGUUUUUUUGAUAAUACUGUGAGUCUGACCACUAUAUUCUCUUUUUUUGUACUUUAAGUCAUGUUUUUUGGAACGCUAUUGAUAGAAUUAUUAAGAGUUGGAUUUUUUCCUUAAAGUAAAAGUAAGUUAUUGCUGCAAUACCCGUCUCCUAAAGCUGAUAGAAAUAUGCAGACCCAGGGCCAGGAUGCGUGUUCCCGACCAGACAGUCCAGAAGGAUGCCGUCUGCCCACCCACAGCAGACCCACGCGUGGGUGGACACCAGACCUGCGCGUCCAAGAUUGUUUAAAAUGCACCAAAUAAUACAUGCAAGGGGCUAGGUUCCACCACACGCUCUGCAGAUUUCUGUUGGCUCUAGACUUGCCUACAUAACCUCUUAUGCUUUAAUACAUAACUGCAUUGGAUGUGAAACUUCUAGUAACUGUGUAGUCACUGUGUUCUAUAUAACAUUUUACACUGCUGUGGUUGCUAACCUUUUUUUUUUUUUGUUAUGGCUUAAAAGCAAAAAGAAAAAAAAAAGGCAUGAUUCUUAGAAAAUAUUAAACCUUCCUUUCUUUGAAAAACAAGCUCCUUAUUACAGAAUAUAAUAAACAGUAGUGCCUGUGGUGUAGCCCACCAAUCUUGAUACAGUAGCUGAUGCAUUGUGCAAAUGAGGCUUUGAGAUGGUUUUUGCAUAAACAAAAACUGCUAGGAGAUAAUCUCAAUAGUUAAAAAGUGUUAUUUAAACCUUUGAAAUAAAUGGAUGUAACUGUACCCGAGUACAGCUUUUCACUUGUUUAGUUCUUAAACGUUAGUAUAAUCGGUAAAAUUUAAUAUAAAAUGUUGCCAAAUUCAAUGUAGAAAGAAUGUGACAAAACACUUUGGAUAGUUCUAUUGUUUGUGUUUUUGCAUAUUGUAAAAGCAGUGUCACAGCUAAAAAAUAAAAUGUUUCUAAUGGUAAAUUAUUGUGGUUUAGUUGCUAGUUUGUACUGAGAGUUGACCUCUCCCUGUGCAGUUUUUUGUUCUAAACUGGUAUAAAUAAUUGCUGUAAGUGUGUCUCCCUUCUACAUUGUAAUGAUUGCUUAAGCCUACAUUAUAAAUAAAGAACUGCUGGAAAACUUC
Molecule: messenger RNA, 5389 nt
Organism: Falco peregrinus (peregrine falcon)
Lineage: Eukaryota; Metazoa; Chordata; Aves; Falconiformes; Falconidae
Gene: MTSS1
Product: MTSS I-BAR domain containing 1
Exons: 17
Coding region: 668-3118 (816 amino acids)
Biological process (GO): plasma membrane organization; positive regulation of actin filament bundle assembly; adherens junction maintenance
Cellular component (GO): cytoplasmic side of plasma membrane; actin cytoskeleton
Molecular function (GO): phospholipid binding; actin binding
Source: RefSeq, a predicted model, not a curated record